Molecule: messenger RNA, 1047 nt
Organism: Emericellopsis cladophorae
Lineage: Eukaryota; Fungi; Ascomycota; Sordariomycetes; Hypocreales; Bionectriaceae
Product: 26S proteasome regulatory subunit rpn-like protein
Exons: 3
Coding region: 1-1047 (348 amino acids)
Biological process (GO): proteasome-mediated ubiquitin-dependent protein catabolic process
Cellular component (GO): proteasome complex; proteasome regulatory particle
Molecular function (GO): metallopeptidase activity; protein binding
Source: RefSeq, a predicted model, not a curated record
AUGCCUACUACCACAGCAGAAACCCUUUCCCUCGUCACUCGAAACGUCUCUGUCGCACCCCUCGUGCUGCUGAGCGCCGUCGACCACUACAACAGAACCACGCAGAACCAGAUCAAGUCACGAAGAGUCGUCGGUGUCCUACUGGGUCAAAAUGAUGGGAAGAACGUCAGGGUGUCAAACAGCUUUGCUGUGCCCUUCGAGGAGGAUGAGAAGGACCCUUCAGUGUGGUUCUUGGACCACAACUACGUCGAGAACAUGAACGACAUGUUCAAGAAGAUCAACGCUCGCGAGAAGUUAAUAGGCUGGUACCACUCCGGCCCCAAGCUGCGCGCCUCCGAUCUCCAAAUCAACGAGCUGUUCAAACGGUACACGCCCAAUCCACUCCUGGUCAUUAUUGACGUCCAGCCGAAGGAGUCAGGUGUACCUACGGAUGCAUACUUUGCGGUCGAUGAGAUCAAGGAUGACGGCACAACCACCGCGAGGACGUUUGUCCACACCCCUUCGAUCAUAGAGGCCGAGGAAGCAGAGGAGAUUGGUGUUGAGCAUCUAUUACGAGACAUCCGAGACGUAGCCGUUGGCACAUUGUCGACUCGAGUCACCAACCAACUGCAAUCGCUGCAGGGUCUACACUUGCGCCUUCGCGACAUUGGCGCCUACCUUCAAAAGGUCCUCGAUGGCGACCUGCCCGUGAACCACGCCAUCUUGGGGAAUUUGCAAGACGUUUUCAACCUCCUUCCCAACCUCUUCACACCGGAAGCAACGGGCAAGGCCGGGUCUGGCGAGCUGUCGAAUGCGCUCAGCGUCAAGACCAACGAUCAGCUCAUGGCCAUCUACCUCAGCAGCUUGAUUCGCGCCAUCGCCGCAUUCCAUGACUUGAUUGACAACAAGAUCCAGAACAGGCAAUCGGCGGAGGAGAAGGAAGCCAAGAAGGAUGGUGCGGCGAACAAGGACGAAAAGAAGGAGGCUACGGAAGCGAAUGGGGACAGCAAGGAGGCGUCUCCCAAGGACAAGGAAAAGGAUAAGGAGAGCAAGGACAGGAAGAAAUGA